Molecule: messenger RNA, 4251 nt
Organism: Fonsecaea erecta
Lineage: Eukaryota; Fungi; Ascomycota; Eurotiomycetes; Chaetothyriales; Herpotrichiellaceae
Exons: 5
Coding region: 1-4251 (1416 amino acids)
Biological process (GO): siRNA processing
Cellular component (GO): nucleus; cytoplasm; RISC complex
Molecular function (GO): ribonuclease III activity; RNA binding; ATP binding
Source: RefSeq, a predicted model, not a curated record
AUGGAUCUUGACGUUGAUGGCAUCUGGUCGGAUACCUCUGAUGAGGAGGAGGAGGAGGAUGUCCAGACUAACCUGCCCCUUUUAUCUCGUGCCUAUCAGAUUGAGAUGUUCAACCAUAGUAUGAAAGGCAACAUUAUUGCUGUUAUGGCCACUGGUAGUGGGAAAACACAGAUUGCCAAACUGCGAAUAGAGGCAGAACUGGAGCGUUCCCCGAACAAAUUGGUAUGGUUCACUGCCCCCAGUGUGGUCUUAGCAUAUCAACAGUACCGGUUCCUGUCACAACAGCUGCCGGCAUUCCAGUUCAGGCUGCUAACGGGCAUGGACAACUGUGAAUAUUGGACUACCAAGGACGUUUGGGAUCAAGUCCUCCAUAAUAUUCAUGUUGUUGUUUCGACAGUCGCCAUCCUGAAUGAAGCUCUCAACUACGGUUUCUUUUCCCUGGCUGACAUUUCGUUGCUUGUUUUCGACGAAGCCCAUCAUGGUAUCAAGAGUGAUGUUCAGAACAAACUCAUGACGAACCAUUACCACCCAUACAAUGUACGCGGGUCUGACUUCAAACUGCCCCAUAUACUUGGGCUCUCCGCAAGUCCGAUCACCAGCAAGGCUGUCUCAGAGAAAGAUGCGUUGGAGACGAAUCUCAACGCCAUAUGCAAGAGUCCGUUGCAGCAGCUAGAAGAAUACACAGCUUUCGUGAGCAGUCCAGAAGUGAUAAGAUUGUCAUAUAGCGACGCCCAGCAACCUCCCUCCGAAUUCUUCGUCGCAUUAGCCGGCAUUGUCUCUGGCAUCCACAUACAUGCUGACCCGAUUAUGGAGAUUCUCCGAAGGAGAGAUGAUCCAGAAGCGCGCAUCAAGCUUGAGAAAAUCUUCAAGAAGAACUGCACGCCAGCUUUGGCUGAAUUGAGGUCAUUUGAACGGUCAAGCAAAGGCAUACAAGAAAACCUGGGAAAUUGGGCCUGCGACAUGUUCAUCAAGCAUUGUGUUAAGACGGUUGAGAUGAAAGAGCUCUCCAUACUUGACCAACGAACCACAAACUCGUCUCUUUCUCAAGACUAUCGAUUUAUAAAAUCCUGUCUCCAGCCUCUUGAUGAGCAGAUACGGUGCAAUCGUUUGACCAUCUCUGCGGAGGGCAGCAUUUCGCCAAAGGUUCGAGUGCUUCUUCGCUUCCUCCAAGAGGAGCAUGGCCCAGACCUCAGCUGUCUUAUUUUUGUGAAAACUAGGAACACGGCGUGGGCCUUGGCUGAGGUUCUCAAUAAUCAUUCGCUCACAAAAGGCUCCUACAAAGCAUUUUCCUUUGUCGGGGUGCGUAAUCCAUCUCAUGCGGGCAUAUUUGAUUUUGCAGACCUACGCCUUCAGCAUGACAACCUCGAGAAAUUCCGAAGAGGAGAGCUCAAUCUCUGUGUGGCGACUUCGGUGCUCGAGGAGGGCAUUGACGUGCCUGCAAUGAACCUGGUGAUUUGUUUCGACGAGCGACCAACCUUUCGGAGUUUCCUCCAAAGCAGAGGCAGAGCCCGGCAAAAGGGGUCGAGGUUGGUGCUCUUCCAGGAGGCCGAUGCCAAGUUGCAAAAAUGGCAAAAACUGGAGGAUGAGAUGAGGCAGGAGUGUGAAGAUUCUUAUCAGGAGCUGGAAGAGCGAAAGCGCAUCGAAAACGUGGAUGAAUCUGGUAAAGAGGUCUAUAGGGUUGUUUCCACAGGUGCCACAUUGACUUAUGACAGGUCAAGGCAGCUCCUGGAUCGAUUUUGCGCAAAACUGCCCAGGACGGGUGAGUUCGAACAAUCGAGGCCGAUAUUCUGCAUUGAGGGCGAACCCGGCAUCGAAAUGGGGGCGACAGUAUACCUUCCAGCUACACUUCCCCCGAACUUGCAGACGGCAGAGUCGAAGUUUAGCUGGCGAACGGAGAAAGUGGCAAAGCAAGACGCCGCCUUCCAGGCCUAUCUCGCACUUUACAAGGCUGGACUUGUGACGGAACAUCUCUUACCCCCGGAGUGGCCGACAGAAGAUAACACCGAAUGUUCAGCCGAAUCUUCGAUCGAGAAGAGAGACAGUGACUACGAUGUACAGAGUCAACACGAUCCUUGGCCUGUGCUCAUGAAACUAUGGACAACCUCUGGCAAAGUCUUUGCUCACCGUCUUCACGUCGAAGCUGCCGACUGCGUUUAUCCUACCAUGCUCCUGCUUCUUCCUCAGAAACUUUCCAGUUUUACUUUCCCCCUUGUUUCUACGCCGUCCAGCUCCAUGCAAGUUAGUGUAGGUACCGGGAAGGAGAUGGACGAUUUCCCUGCAGAUCUAGGCCGAGAUAUAACUUUUCUUGUUCUGGACACGAUACUCGGGCGAAGACUACAAGGCCUCCAGAAAGAACUGCUUCCGUUCUGUCUCGUCCCCGAUCUGGACUUGCCAUCAAUCUGGGCCUGGUAUCAGAAGGCGUCUAGCACCAUAUCAACGACAAAUUUUCUGAGGACAUGUCCUGGCGACGACAAGCAAUAUCUGGUACGGUACAAGCAACACCCUGUUCCCUACGUAUGGCAGCCCGUCAUUCAACAAGACAACGCCCACCAUCAUGGACAGGUGCUCGAAAGCAUGAACAGCAUCACGGAAAUCAGUGCGACCACACUUCCAAGGAGGCUAGACUAUCUGACUCUGCCACAAGACCCUCCGGCAACCAGUUCCGACACAUUCACAGUCCUACCUGUGGCACAGUGUUCAGUGUUAGGAUUACCUGUAGCAUACGGACGGCUGGCCUUGCUCAUACCGUCAAUCACAUACAUGCUUGAGGUUGCCAUGCGCACCACCGAAGCGUGUAAAGGACCUUUGCUCAGCCUCAGCCUCGACAGUGUCGAUCUCGUGUCUGAAGCAUUGUCACUUCCUAACACAGGUAGUCGAAAUUACGAGCGGCUCGAGUUUCUCGGAGACGUGUUGCUCAAGUUUUACUCUUCACUUCAAGUUUUUCUCGAUUAUCCAAACCAUCCAGAAGGCCAGCUCACUCUCUUCCGCGGUCGGAUCAUCAACAACGCGCGGCUGCAACGAGCGACCCGGGCUUUGGGACUGGAUCAGUAUCUGACUCGAGUCCGGUUCGCGGGCUCUCAAUGGUCAAUGGGCGUGCGCGACCCGAAAGUACGAGCCAAGAAGCCGCCGCAGACACGGUUGUCGUCGAAGAUAUUGGCGGAUGUGGUCGAAGCAUUAAUCGGGGCUGCCAGUACCAGUGGCGUCGGAUCAAAAGACAAGGAAGCCAAGGUGCUUUCAGUACUGAGGCUGUUCAUCGAUGAUGUCUCGUGGAAGUCUGUGUCAGAGAACAUCGCCACAUUCCAGCCGCCAGAGUGGCCGUCGAGCCAACGACCUGAGGUGUUGAAGUCAGUUGAGUCCUUGAUCGGCUACACCUUCACGUGUCAUGCUCUCCUGACACAGGCUCUGACCCGAUCGGGCUUUGGAGGCGCCGCCGUCUCGUCGUACGAUCGGCUUGAGUUCUUGGGUGAUGCUAUCCUCGACCGCAUUGUGAGUCCGACGCUUUUUCAUAGUUCCCUUCAACUCGAUCCCAAUCAGAUGACGGUCCGGCGUCACGCCCUAGCCAGCCAUGCAACGCUGGCUUUCUUCGCCCUCCAGACUUCAGCCAGCCGCAGCACAUACGAUGUGCAGACGGAGCUCGACACGAAACGCACGGUGAGUCGGGAGAAGGCUGAGACGGUCCACCUCCCGGACUAUAUCCGACGCAUCGGCGACCCCCUGGCGCCCGGGCAGCGAAAAGCCACAUUGGCAGCCUACGAAGAAGUGCGGUCCUCGGUGCUCGCGAGUUUUCGCAACGGCAGAAAAUUCCCCUGGAGCGCGCUCUCCCGCCUGGGCGCUCCGAAGUGCUACUCGGACAUCGUGGAAUCGAUCCUCGGCGCCGUCUUCCUCGAUUCCGCGGGCGACAUGACGGCGUGUGAGGCGGUGCUGGAGAAGAUGGGGUACAUGGAGCUGGUGCGCCGCCUGGCCACGGACAGGGACAUUGACGUGGACCAUCCCGAGCAAGUUCUGGGCCAGAGGUUCACGAAAUACGCCCUGGUCGCGCAGGAGCGGAAGAAGACGGACGUGGGCGAGGCCGUUCGCGGCCGUUGGAGGUGCAAAGUCAUGGUCGAGGGGACGCGGAUCGCAUUCGUGAAGGGCGCCACCUGUAAGGAGGAGGCACAGUGUCGCGCGGCGGAGAAGGCGGUGGGGAUGGUGGUGAGUUGCGAGAGGGAGCACGAGGACGGUCGGGAGCACGAGGAAGAAAUGCUCGACUAG